Molecule: messenger RNA, 13340 nt
Organism: Rhipicephalus sanguineus (brown dog tick)
Lineage: Eukaryota; Metazoa; Arthropoda; Arachnida; Ixodida; Ixodidae
Product: oxysterol-binding protein-related protein 6
Exons: 22
Coding region: 779-3742 (987 amino acids)
Cellular component (GO): intracellular membrane-bounded organelle; plasma membrane; perinuclear endoplasmic reticulum
Molecular function (GO): cholesterol binding
Source: RefSeq, a predicted model, not a curated record
UUGCCAUGCCAUUAGCGUGGUGCGGCGUUUAAAAACGCGAGCCCUGCAGUGUAUGCACUCGCGAAUGAUAAAUCGAUAGAAACGCCUAGCAGGUUCCGAGUGCACCCGCACUAAUAACGAUGUUGUUAAAAGGGCGCGCGCGCACACUCGCUCCUUUUGCCGGGUGACUGCGUUUUCCUAAACACAAUCGAGGCAACCAAGCUGGCGAUCAAUGAAGUGUAAGCACGGAGAGGAAACGUGAACUUUCUUCCCUUUCGUGAAGGAGGCAACCGACACGGCUCUGCUGAGGACCGCGCUUUUUUCCUCGCUCUUGGCGGCGCACGCGUGCCGCUACAACGUCCUCGCUCCGAGCGCCUGGGCGAGACGAAAAAAAAAAAAAAAAAUGAUGCAUGGAGGAAGAAGCGGGCCAACGGAAAGUGCACACUUCUGCGCUGCCGCUGUAGGGCUGUUCAGCUGCCUCGUUUCUCCGUUGUUUCGUUCGAGUCGUCUGUAGCACUGGCACAGCUUAGCCCGUUCGGAACGCGAGGCUGUGACACGCCCUGUGACCCGAGGUGUAUAUAUGUGCUCAAGUGCCCGUUGUAUAUGAAGGCUUUUCGUUUUCGUCGAUUGAAUGCUACUACAUGGUGAACAGAGUGUGCCAUUGACAGGAAGGGGUGUCGGCCACUAGUGGGAGCUUCAGGGUGCUGCAAUGUGCCGAGUGCUUGGCCCGGUAGCCCGUGAGCCGCAGCAGCCAUUUGCACACUCCUCAGCUCUCUGGCCCCUCUGAGAAAGUGCCAACAUGGAAGAACUCCAACCAGAAAUGGCCGCAGCCACCACUACCACGGCCACUACCACCACAACUACCACCACCACCACCACCACCAAUAACAAUUCUGACUCUGAUGCCAGCCCUGGCCGGAGCAGCCCAGCAUCUCAACAAAGUGAACCCGGCAGCCGAGCAGCCCCCGAUGCAGCAGCCGCACGACCGGAUGUGCAAGCAGCAGCCGCUGGUUCGAGUCGGCGUCGCAGAGCAGCUGACUGGGAAAUCAUGCAGGGGCUGCGCACAGGCCAGCGCUGUGAUGACAAGCCAAAAAAAUUUGAGGGCUACCUGCUUAAACGCCGCAAGUGGCCACUUAAAGGAUGGCACAAGCGGUUUUUUUGCCUUGAGAAGGGGAUCCUAACGUAUGCAAAGUCUUCAACGGAUAUGGCAAAGGGAAAAAAUCAUGGGUCUGUUGACCUUGGGCUUUCUGUGAUUUCCACCAAAGGCAAAGGGCGGCGAAUUGACAUUGAUGCUGAGGAAUUUAUUUAUCAUCUAAAGGUGAAAAAUCAAGCGCAGUUCCAGCAGUGGGUGUCUCAGUUGCAGCAUCACCGGCUCUACCGACAGCAUGAAAUUACCUUUGGUAGCCGGGAAGCACCCAAAAUGACCUCGCCUGCUGCCGAGGACUCUGGCGGUGUUCCAGGGGGCAAUGGACCAUCAGGAUUCGAGCUCAGCAACUUGACCUCAGCCAUGCUGCUAGAAAAUUCUCGUCUAAUACGCAGCCCAUUAAACCAGCAGCAAAGUCGUGUGGCUGCUUGGAUCCUGGACUCAUCAGCCAUUGACCAUGGGAACAAAGAUGCUUCAAUGCUCCAAGAGAAGUUGUUCCAUUUGUCCAAUCUACUGCAGCUGAUUGAAAAUAGUCCCAGCACAAUGUCUUCAAAUUACCUUGAGAUUCCCGAGAUGGAGCAUGUGGUUGGAGGUCAAAAGAAAGAUCGCAAGCGGUUUCACCUGAAACGCAUCCGAAGAGGCAAAAAGGACUCUGAGCCUGGUGUGGCAAGCAAAGGGGGCAGCAGUGGAAGCAGCAGCAGUGGGAAGCCACCACUCAAUGUUGAAAUAACAGUGUCGCAGGAUGCAGCUGGCGCUAAUGAUAUUUUUGCCAGUAUGGACAACCUCACAGAGGCAAAUCGCUCUGAAAAGUCGGAUGGGUCUGCCAUGCUUUCGAUACGAGACAUGGGCUACCUGAGUUGUUCACACCCUUCAUUGGCAUCUGAUGGGACUCUGGUUGGCUCUGUGCCUGACAGCAAUGCAUACUGCUCAUACGACACUACAGGUGUCUUCAAGCACAUGGAGCAGUUUCUUUCUCUGGCUAAGGAAGUGCAUUCAGGCCUGCGAACCAUGCUGCGCAGUCUACAAACCGAGAGAGAGCGCCUUAAGCAGCACUUGGAGUCUGAGAGUGCUGCCAGCUGUGGCAGCAAUGCUGCAUUGAUCGCAAAUCUUAAGAACGCACUGACACAGGCAGUUCAGCAAAACUAUGACCUUCGUGCCUGCCUAAAGAAGAUUCACGAAGAGACUGAUCCGUCAACUUUCCCAGCAGCUGAUGGGUCGGCAGCAGAAAGCUUUGAUGAGCCAACGCUUGUGCAUCAACCUGUGCAGCAGUCGGUGUCACACGAGAGCUCGUCCGCACUGUCAACAUCGGAGUUCUUUGACGCAGCUGAAAAGUUGUCACUGAGCAGCUCUUCCUCAGAGGAAGAAGAAGAGGAAGGCAGCUUUUGCAGUGAGGUGUCUGAUGAUGGCACUGAAUAUGCACCGGGUGCUGAGGGCAAUCUCACAGACCGCCCUCCAAUGUCUCAAGGGCGCCGUUCAAAGCUGCCAGCUCCCAAACCUGAUGCAGGCGACACAAGCUUGUGGAACUUACUGUGUAAGAACAUUGGCAAGGAUUUGUCCAAAGUGAGCAUGCCGGUGACCAUCAAUGAGCCCCUGAACAUGUUACAAAGGCUGUGUGAAGAACUGGAAUACAGCGAUCUGUUAGAUAAAGCUGCUUCAACUGAAGACCAUUUUGAACGAAUGGUGUGCAUAGCUGCCUUUGCUGUCUCCGGCUACAGCUCAUCCUAUCAUCGAGCUGGGCACAAACCUUUCAACCCAUUGCUUGGAGAAACUUACGAAUGCAUUCGAGAGGACAAGGGUUUCCGGUUCAUUGCAGAGCAGGUGAACCACCAUCCACCUGUUUCUGCCUGCUAUGCUGAGUCUAAGAACUACAAGUUUUGGCAAGAUGUUAGGAUCAAAACCAAAUUUUGGGGAAAGUCUAUGGAGAUCCUCCCAGUGGGCUCUGUUCACCUCGAGUUGUUGAGCUCUGGAAGUCACUACCAAUGGAACAAGGUGACCACAUGUGUGCACAACAUCUUUAGUGGCCAGCGGUGGGUGGAUCAGUACGGUGAAAUGACAAUCCGAGACCUGUCCCAUGAUGUGACCUGCAAAUUGACUUUUGUAAAGGCCAGCUAUUGGUCUGACAAACGCCAUGAAGUUUUUGGAACUGUGGUCAACAAGCAGGGAGAUGUCAUUUGCAACCUCUCAGGACAGUGGACCGAAGCCAUUUACUGCGGUGUCGCCCCUGCAGCAAAGUGCAUCUGGAGGCCUGGAACAAUGCCUGAAGACUAUGAGCUGUACUAUGGUUUUACACGGUUCGCCAUUGAACUGAAUGAACUUGACCCACAAAUGGCCAAACUGUUGCCUCCAACUGAUUCAAGGUUCCGGCCAGACCAAAGGCUGUUGGAGGAGGGCAACAUUGCUGCAGCUGAAGCAGUAAAGUCUCAGUUGGAGCAGAACCAGAGGGAACGGCGGAAGCAGAGGGAAGAACAGGGCAUUGAAUAUCAGCCAAUGUGGUUCAGAAAAGAGACAACGAAAGAUGGCAAGGAGCAUUGGACUUACACUCACAAAUACUGGGAGACUCGCACAAACCCUGGCUUCAGCAGCAUCUCAUUUCCCGAAAAGCUUUGGGAUUCUCUUUAACACAGCAGGGCUCACUCACGCACAGUGCCAGAGUGGUGGUAGAAGUAUUUGUGGAUCCUUCUUUUUUUGUUUUGUUUUCUUAUUUGUUGCUGUGCAAGUGCACAAUCCGAAUUUUGCAUUAUUUUCACCAUUAACUUGCACUGCUUGUUCUUUUUCCACUCUGAGGGUGUGCGCCUGAAUUCUUUGUGUCACUAACUGUAUAAGCGGCAUUUUGUAGUUUCGCUAGGUGACUACCUCCAGUACAGUGCACACAUCGAAGCGUGGUAUACUCAAGUCCUUGUUGUUUAUUGAUUGAUUGAUGCUUAUCUGUUCGGCGCACAUAUCAUGUGUAUUUGGUGCAUUUUAAUUAGUGUUAACUCUGCUCCUACCCAUGGACUUUCAUGCUAGCAGUACUCCUGCUGGCAGGUGAUAAUUGCUGGGGCAUUCUAGUUGUGUGAUGCUUGUGAGUUUUACAUACUUUGAAUUUUGAAAGAAUAUGCUGCUUCAGAUUGCUCUACUUGGUGACAUUAACCUUGUACCUUCACCAGGGGUGUGGAAAUAUCAAAUUAUUGUUUUUUCUAUUGUUCUCUCAUGCUUUCAUGUUAACAAGGAGUCUGCUCUCUUGAAAAACAUGGAAGAACAUGAUUCACACAUUGUACUCUUUUGACCUGGGUACCAUUAAGCAUGCUCAUUAAUUUGAAGUGCCUGGUUUUAGAAUUGGUGAUUUAAUUUUUAUUAGAACAGCAACUUUUUUCAAGCUUCCAAGUACUAAUAAAUUAUCAUUGUUGGACAGGCUUUUUGAAUAACAAUAAACACAGACACAAAAACAAGCACUGUGGGACAUGUUGUCAAGUGGAACAUCUUAAAAUUGUAAAUAUUCAAUGUGAUCGAUUUGUAUUAUGGAACCAACAAUACCGAGAAACCAACUAGCUGAAAACAAGCAGGGGUAAGUCACUGUGUUUGUCAAGUUGUUACAUGCAUAUCUGUUAAAAUUCCCAGCACCUUAAGGCAACAUCUGGGAGUAAUAUUAGUAUUGUUCACUGCUUGUAGAUGCUAUGGUUGGUGAAAUAAGAGAGGACGUGUGGGCUGUACGCUUAUGCUGCAUAAUAAAUAGAUGUAUAGGAGGUUAUGGGGCCAUGAACGUUUUGAAUGAAUGGAUAUUCAAUCAUUGAUCCUGUAGUGUGUAUUCAUGGUGUGUGUAUAUACUGUUGCACAGUUACUGGGUUUCAUAGCCUGGCCAUAGUGGCUACAUUAUGGGAGAUUGGUAUAAUGGCCAAGUACUUAGGUUUUAGUACUACACAUUGCCACAAAAUGGUCAAAAUCAAUCCAAAGCACUUCACUACAGGAUUUCUCACAAGCAAGGCAUUGCUUUUGGGUAUGAACCCCAUCAAUCAGUCAUCAAACAAAUAGUUAAGUUCAUUUUAGCAACGUUAACUUCUUUCUAUUUUACGACUUGAACUUGUGCAUUAUUUUCAAUGCUCUGUUGGAUCUCAGCUUUCUGUUAGCAGUGUUUGAGAAAAGUGCAGUUUUGAUAUUUUCACACCCCUGUGUAUAGAUACUGUUGAAGUGGCCAGUUUGUACAACACAUUGAUACAAUGUGUUUGUAUUAUUUGCUACAAGGAUUUUAUCAUUUACUUGCUGCCAUGUCAUAAGAUGCCAAGGACUACAUUCUGCAGUGCUGGUGCGUGAAAACUGCUUUAACAGGUUUGGGUUGCUGUUGAAACCCUCGAGUUUGCCUUAACAUGUGGGACAGUUUUGACCAGGUGCACUGACUGGCCCACAUUCUUACCUAGCCAUGUACCAUCCCGAUACACGUGAUGCUUCCAUAUAUGAGUAGGCAGGCACAGUUCAGUGUCUGUACAACAGUAGUCUUUCGCUCUGUAUAAAAACGAGAGGCAGCCACUCUUAUACAUAAGAAAAUAACCUAGCUAGAAUGAAGUUCACCUUUUUUUUUUCCUGUGGUCACUGAAGGAGCCCUGGAACACCUUUGCUUGCCUUUUCCCAGAUAUCAGUCCAUUUUUCACUCUUUCAUCGACAUUGUGUUGCAGUGCAUUUGAUAAAGGUGCCAACGUUUGACUUUCUUAUUUGUAAAUGUCGAUUAUGUUUCGAAGCACAUUGAUAAAAGGUUAAAAUUAAUGGGUUCAGAGCAUUAUUUUGGAGGAACUUUUAAGUGUCUCUCUUUGGCAGCUGCAUGCUACUUUCAGAUAAUGGCAACUUUCUCUUAAAUGACUCUUCUUUCAUCUUGAAGAUUUCUGCAGAAUGGAUUCAGUUAUUCAGUGUUCCUCUGCUUCUAGAUAUCAAAUUAACUACCCCCUCGCCUUGCCAUAUACUAGCCUCCCAAUUAACUCGGUUGAAAAAGUGGCUACCCACUGAAAGGGUGUGGUGCUGGUUAACCGAAGCAGGAUGAAUUUUUGUUCAGAUAUGAAGCUUUUGUUAUGUUUAGCCCGUGUGGGUUUCCUUGGUAGCUUCAAGUGGGCACCAACGUUCUCUUGCAUGUUUAUGCAUGGCUGCUUAACCCUUUGAGGGCUUUUGCCAUACAUGCACGGUGGCGGUUUUCUGCUCCGCAAGGUCUUUGCCAUACGGGUACGUUUUUGACUGUCCGUUUGCAAUUUCACGCCGUAAUGAUGAUGCAUGCUCACUGGGAGGUGCUGCCUGUCCUACAAGCAUUUGAAAUGAUUGUGCUACCUUCUUGCGGAGAUAAAACAGAACUGAUUUCCAGCUUCAGCGUGUCGCAUGCUCUGUGGCAACGCCCUUUCGUGAUUUCGGUUUCGCCAUGUGAUCGCAAUGGAGGCGCGCGAAACUUGAUUUUUAUCUUUGUCGGCACUCCCUUGCAGGGGCGGCGCAAGUUGAUUUCCGUCUUUAUUGGCGCUGCUAUUAGCUUGUUUAUCACCAACGCUCACGAGGUAUUGUCGCUGUCCUUGUUUACUGUGUUUACUCUGCUUAAGGCAGCCGCACACAGAAAAGAUGUCGUGUGUAUUAACACAACUCGUCGCUCGAAGAGGAGAAUGGACAUGCAUUUUAUGUGUGCAUGCUGCGAUAAGGCGCUGUGCGUAGACCCGUGUUUCAAGGAUAUCACGCUCUGAAAUGCUAUUGAGCAUAUUGCAGCUCUGAGUGAUGCUGACAUCAAAAUACUGUUCCUGAUUUUUUUUACAAUUCUUUCAUGACUUUAUACAUUUGGUACAUUCAAAAUCCGCAAUAAAGUAAUUUGACCAUCUGGGAAACCUUUUUUUAAAAAAAUUCGACCCUCAAAGGGCUAACAGCGGGUGUGCCUUGGUCCCACUUCGUAUCUGGCGUGCCAAUGACAAGGGGAGACAAAUAGCCUCAAUGACAAAAAAACAGUAGCAUCUGUAAAAGGUGUUUCGGGGCCCCUUUAAAAGUUGUGUCUGCAGCAGUUUUAGAGACAGAUUUAAUAGGGCUGGGCUUUGCUGUCCCUCUUUUUCUUUUUGCUUUGCCAGUUGGCUUAAUUGUGUUAUGCUUGUAACCUUCAGCUGAAUCCUGCAGGCAGGUGUGUCAGUUGAGGUUAUGCAUUAAUUUUGAAUUUGAAGUGAAUUGUGUUUAUGGUUAAAAGGCCAUGCCUUGUGGCUUUGUAGUGCUUCUUAGUCCAAGGAAUGUGGGUGUGCCAUUGAGCUAUGAGACACACAUUGCAAACACUGUGAUUUGUUGAAGUGUUGAGGCGGCAACUGCGAGUGUUGCCUCCAAAGAAUAAAGCCGCACAAAAGCCGAAGCAUUAAAAAAAAAAUGGAAGCGAGUGGCAACAGAGAUAGUGCCUCAUGGUGAGAGAGAGCCAAACAAACAAAAUCUUAUUCGCACAGUCCGCUUGUGGAAAGUGUGCUACAAUCUUUUAUGUAUGUGGAGCACUUGUGAUUCAUGAGUGCAUUUGUGCAGUUGAGUCAGUAAUAAUUACAGUAAUAAGAGAACAUCAGUAAUAAUAUAUAGUGUUAACUUGAUGUGCUAUAAAAAGUUUCAAGCUGGAAUUUUAUGUCUUACUAUAUGUUGUUUGUUUAAAAACAGAAAUUGCUGUUACAGGUUGGAGACACAAAGGGUAUUUUUGUGUAAGUGCAUCCAAUCAUGUUUCUGUGCAUGGCUGUCUGUCUAUUGGGCAGUUCUUGUGUUACAUUCAGGUCUGCUGAAGCACUUUUUUUUAAAGAAUUAUUUGUAAGGGCUAUUCGACAAAAACAGGCAAGCUAUCUGCAGAAAAAUGUACUUAUUGUUUUAGACAGUGUUUCUUAAGGUGUGUCUUUUUUUAUGAGCAUCACAUUUGAUAUAAACCGUACUUUUUCCAAAAUUUGGUAGUGAUGUGGAUAAUUUUGUCAUUUCUAGGUGUUACCUAAAUGUUUAUAUUGUUGUAAGGUGUGCUGUUGGCAAAGAUUUGGGGCUGCUAUGAUAGUAACUAACUUAGCGAACAAAAGUCCUACUUGCAGUUGGUUUGUUCAUGCCCAGAACUGCUCGAGUUACUUUCGUUUAUUAGGUGCUGCAUUUAGCAGUCUUGUAAUGAGAAAAAAAAGUGCAUAUGAUACCAUUGUUGCACUGUCUUUGUGUUGUGUUUUGUUUGUACAUUUGUGACAAUCAGAAAUAAUCGUGAUGCACUCUGACGACUAUCAGGACAUGCUGUAGACAAUUUUGGUGUGCGUUGACCAAGGCUAUUGUCGAGUGGUGAGUAAAGCCUUGCUUGAGCUAUUUGAAGAGCUUUACUGAUGCUUAAUCAUGUUUUGCUUGCUUCUUUUUUUUCUCUCUCUUCGGGGUGAAUUUGAUUCUAACAGACCCUUGCAUAGUAUUUACUUGUUGGCAACUGUUACAGUUUUCAAUGCUGAUAAGGGGAAAAUGUGUGAAAAGAAAUUGCGUCCAUGGUCCCUGCGAAAGGCUACACCUCUGCUUGUUGAGUGAUAUACCUAAACUUGUCAAACAGGCAUGUGUAGGGGCUUUUGUACUGUUAAUGAGAGCAAGUAACAGUGAAGGCCUGUGGUUUUUGUUUGCAAGAGUUGCAUGCUUGCAAUGAACAGAGGCUGGUUCUGUAUACACUAAAAGAGUUUACAUCUUCCACACUUGUAGCUGUGCCACUGUGAUGAUGGAAGUUGUUGCACUGCAUAUCCCUCUGAAUCAAAGUCUAGCCUUGUGUGCUCUUGGGCAUCCAUGCAGUUGUUUUUUUUUUUUUUUUUGUCUUUUUAAGAUGCUUGUGCAAGCUCAAGACAUAUUUUGGUAGCUGCACUUAUUGCAUUUUCUGAAUGGCCUAAGUGUGAAUCAAAGGCUGGUCCUUGUGGCUUCUUGUUUAGGAGUAGUGAGAAUUUUAUUCCCUUAUUAAGAUAUCAAUCUAAGUAAAAUAAUUUGCAUUCCCCGUUAGCUGUCCUAGUAAAAUCAUGGUAAGGUGCACGAGUGCGGCUUGCAGGUAUGGAGAUUAGCAUGACAGGGAUUAUGUAUUCUUGCACAAUUUAGGUGCCUUUCUGGCUGAAUUUAUUUGUGUUUCACAUUUAAUAUGAUUAGUUCUUACGUUUGCUGGUACACUGGUUCUUUUAAGUGGCCCUUUGUGUGUAAUGUUGCUUAAAGGAACUGACAACUGAUUCUUAUGAUACCCGUUUUUUAUGGUGCAAUAGAAAGGCCGUUGGUCACAGUGCCUGAUCCUACAGUGGGAUCACAAAACAAUGGCGAACAUUUUUUUUAAUGAAAAUUUCUGAUUCUGCAGUCACAGUCGUGUUCAUGAGGUCAUACACUCGAAACAUCCUGGAAAUAGGGAUGGGUAAGCAUAACAGUGAUUGUGCACUGGCAUUGGUGGCAAGCAAACAACGAGCAUGGCCCAAGCUUUAAAGUAAUAUUUUUAUUUACGAAGCCGACAUUCGUACAGUUCAUGCUUUCGAAAAUGUUUAAUUAUUUCUUAUGUGCUUUUCUGUCCAGCUGCUUCGGUCAUGUACAAGUCCUGCAUUCAUUACGUAACAGCGCGAAAAGAACAGGAAAACUUUCGAAAGCACACAUACGACAGGACACGGCGCUGCAGGCACUGUGGCACACUGCAGGCACAGUGUGCCUGCAGGACACAGGCUCAGUGUGCCUUCGAAAGUUUUCCUGUUCUUUUCGUGCUGUUACAUAAUGAAUGAAUACCAACUAGCCCGGUUUACUGUACAAGUCUUGAAACUAUAACUGUUUAAAAGUUUAAUUCCUUCUUAAAUUGUGAGUAGGACAUUUGAUUCUUUCAAGAUAAAUCACGGUGUUUUCAUUUCUAGCAACGUCUUGUGGCAUGUUCUCGAUGGUUGUCGGUCCCUUUAAGGCAUAAAUUCGUUGUGCCCAGUUUCACUACAAGCUGAAAGUAAUUGUUUUCUGGUGCUUUUUAGGAUUUACAGUGAACUAGUGUUUUGAUCUCUUAGUUGUGAAUGUGGAAGUAUUUUUGGAUGUGAUCUAGCAAUGUGUGGUGCACCUUGCUUGUAUGCUUUACUGCUCAGUGCAGCAAUGAUUCAGAAAUGCCUUGAUCACUGAAAAGCUAUAGAUUCUCGGAAAAAGAAGGGGAUUGUGAACCAAGGAAGAAGAAAGUGUAGACUGCGACAUCUUUUCGAAUAUUAAUGUCAGCAGCCAGCAGUUAAGAACUGUAGUGGAGUUUAUUGCCCUGUGUAAAUAUUGAGCAUGGCAUGGUUUUGUGUAACAAGAUUUUGGCUUAUGGGGGUCUUAUUGCUUAGUGAAUGUUGGACAGGAUUCCAGCUUGCUUGUUUUGUGUGUACAUUUAUAGGCUGGAGCAGGCCUUAAAGAUAUUUUUCUGGAGACCACCAUUUUCCAGACUGAGCCAUUCGCCAAGUGAUCGUUAAGAUUAGCCCUACUUUACAAUUUUAAAGGGCUUAUUUAGGUCAGCGUACUUUUUUAUUUCUGUGAUGAGAGAGUAAUAGACAGUUAGGUCUUAUAAUAUUUUAUCCACAUGAAUUGUCAUACUGGUAAAUUGGCAUACAUUUAUGAGGUGUACCUGCUGAAAUGCUGGAUAUGUUACUGUAGCAAAAUUGUUCAUGGUUUAAAUAGAUGAUACCUCUGCCCACUUGUGGCAUGUGAAAAUGUUUGAGUGGGUUAUUGCACUUUGGAUGUUAAUGUUAGAUUUGAUUGCUUGACUCUUUGGGCCAAAGUAUAGCUAGGCAGUGAUGGGCAUCAACUAUUUGUACGUAGUUACCCUUCUGUGCUGCCCUGUUUAGUAGUUUCAACAACUAGUUUACUACUUUUCAAGCAGUCUAGUCAAGAUAUGCUAACCACCACUUACUGGGCAUUUCAAUAGCCUCGUUUGUAUGGGCAAUUCCUGAACACUGGUCUGUGCACUACAAUACUAAAUUGGUGCAAAAUUCCACAUGCUGACAAAAACUUCAUACCUGAUUUAUAGAUGAUAGGUCGAUAUAAUUUCUUGUUUCCCCAGAAAUGUCAUAGAAAACUCUGUAUGCUACGACAUGCAUUCAUUUGUGGCAGCAGAUGUAAAAUAUCCAAGGGUCAUGAAGCCUCUUUCAGUUUUAAAUAGCCUUUAGUUUUUAUUAUCAAGGGCCACAAGGAUGCAGAAUAGCUUUAGAGUGAUUACAAUGUUCAUAAAAUUUUGUUACCAACAAAGCUGAAAUUGUGCAUUUGUGAGCUGAGGCACUAUGGAACUUGUAUUGUGACAUCGAAUUACCUGGUGAGAGCAUGAGCAUUGAAGUCAACGCACAUUUGAGCUUGGAAAAGCAAGCAUGACCUUUGAAAACACAUUAACUCUGGGAUCAUGAUGAAGCUUGAAUGACAAGCACGUUUUAGUGUUGAGAGAAUUUAGGCUAAAACUUCAAGCAAAGCAGGUGAUCAUACAUAUCGUUCGUUCUAAAGUCCUGCUUAGUUUUCAUAGAAGGGUAUUGUGAAUUCACGUGAACUUAAUCCCAUUUAGAUGAGGGUGAGAAGAAAAGGUGAAAUGAAAUUUCUUCUGUACAGGGUAUCUUGCAUUGUAUGUUAUGGCUAUGCUAGUUGCUGCGCGGGUAUCCAUACUAUGGUAGCACUGUAGGAAUCUUCAUUUUUUUACUUUAAAAAACGACAAUUGUUAAGCAGUCUUACUGCCAUUGGAUAUAUCAAGUGGCACUCUUUGCAGAUUGCAUAGUUUUCUAAUUAUCUUCACUUUGCAUGCAUAUAAGAUGAGACACAGAACAUUGCCACUUGCCGCGGCUUGUUGUCAUCGCAUCUUCAAAGAUUUAUAGAACAAAUUUGUAGCAUCACUUGCCAAUCAUCAGUUUCCCAAAAUAGAGAGGUGCCUCAUUCAAUAGAGUGCAGCAUAUUCCUUGCCCCGCCACGGUGGUCUAGUGGUUAUGGCGCUCGACUGCUGACCCGAAGGUCGCGGGAUCGAAUCCCGGCCGCGGCGGCUGCAUUUUCGAUGGAGGCGAAAAUGUCUGAGGCCCGUGUACUUAGAUUUAGGUGCACGUUAAAGAACCCCAGGUGGUCGAAAUUUCCGGAGCCCUCCACUACGGCGUCUCUCAUAAUCAUAUCGUGGUUUUGGGACGUUAAACCCCAGAUAUUAUUAGCAGCAUAUUCCUUUUUUUUUUUAAAUUUUCAAUUCAUAUAGUCACCAGCUUACAAACCUUGUGGAAGAUAUUUCAACUGGAAAUUCAGAUAAAAGCAUGGUGUUCAAUGCAAAAUAAUUAUGGCAUUGUUAACCACCUCCUUCAUUUGUUAUUCUUUUAUAUGGCAACAACUUUCUUUUUUUCUACAUGUCUGCAUAUCUGCUGCCACAUGCCAAAAUCGCUUUUUAUAUUUUUAUUCUGUUUUUCACUUAUUUUACCAUCCUAAAUUUUAAACUAGGUGCUUCUACAAUUUAAUCGUGUUUUUAGGCCUCUUUUCUGAAAUCAGUUCCUGUGGUUCACCUUGUUCUCCACCUUUUAAGUACGCACGUGCGUGUUUGUAUUCAGUGCACCCAGUGAAUACUAAAGCAACAUAUACAUGCAGUAAAAAAUUGAGGCAUCUUGAACAAUGCUUAAAACCUUAGCAUAUGCUAUAAUCGUUGAGAGCAUGCCAUGCUGCCAAAAGUACCAUUUAAAGUGCUCAUUAAGGUUCCUUUUUGUUUCAUAGUUAUGGACACAUGCAGCGACUUGAAAAGUAGUUUAAACUAGUUGUUUAACUAAUAUGUUAGCUGUUGCCCAUCACUAGCUAGGAUAUAGAUGUCUUACUGCAGGUACAGGCAAACAAUGUUUAGGGGAGAUAUGUUCCAUAUCAUAUUUACCAGUAGCAUGCUUGAUAGGAAUUUAAGAAAUACUGUUUAACCACCUGGAUAUUAGCCACAGCAGCUGUAGUUAUGAGUCAUUGACUAGCAGCUUGCUUAAGAGAAGAAUUUGUCAACUCUAGUUGGUGCAUAGGCUUGGCUUUCGUUUUUAUUGUAUUUAUUCUUUUUUAUCCUUUGACAACUUGAAGUGCACCUCUUUUGUCGACUGCAUUCCUUUCUUCAAUCUCUGAAAUCCCUUGCUUGCAGGUGUUCCUAAACAGGUGUUAGGCCAUUCAAGCAAUAAUAGCAGCAGAGCGAACCCACUUGUACCUCUUCUUUUAAAAAAAAAUUGUUGCAUGUUUGUGCAAGCUCAAUGCUUUUCGACACUGCGUUUUUAUUGUUGUGAAAAAUAAAAAGUGGCAGAGAGGCUGUUACAGCCAUGUGCUUCUGGCAUAGACA